AUAUUGCUGCUUCUCCAGGCAGACCAGAUAUCGAUUUUCUUCCUCUCCGGUUACUUCUCCAACCACUCUGAUUGACCGGGCUCCUUGUGAAUGGGGGAUGUGGGAGUGGAUGAGGAGGUGGAUGGGGGGAAGGGAGGAGAGACGCCGACGGCCUUAGGGCACAUUCUACUCCGCGAACAUGAGCCAUCAUGGGUGAUGAGAAUGAGCUGUUUCCAGAGGGAUGAAGAAAGGCCACAAGGAGUUUUCUGCCUCGGGUGCGUCCUGGUCUGUUCUUUACCUGCAUCCCUAACCUGACCUCUGGUGCCCCAGGUCCACCUGUCCCCUGGGAUCCAGGGCCACCCAGUGAGGCAGGGAGGCGCGGGCCAGGGGCGGGCGGGGGAGGGGCGCCGCGACAGCCGAGCCCGGCUUUGGGGAACCUUGCGAGAGGAAGUGGCUUCCGACUCCUCUGCGUGCAGGGCGAGGGGCAGGAAAGGCGCGGGCAGGCGGGGGAGGUGUCGAGAUGGCGUUCCGCGCGCGGGGCGGAGGGGACCAAACCGCAGAUGCCGAGUGAGCGCGGGAGCGCGGCGCGCGAGGCGGUUGCCCACGUCCCACCGCGGAGCUUGCAGCGCGGGCGGCGCGCGGGGAAGGGCGCAGGUUACCCCGCCGCCUGAGCCGCUCGGGGCCCAGCCUGAGAGCCGAGGCGGCCGGCGCCGGCUGCGCCUGGCCGGGUGACCCCCUUCACCCCCCACCCCAGCCCGCUGCGGGGCUGGGAGCUCGCGCCCGGCAGGGCCCGGGGCGGGAACCCCGCCCCCCCUCCGUCGGCCGCCGCCGGAGCCCGGCUGGUCACACACGCGCCCGCUGCCUCGCGGGGCCCCGGGCUAGAUGACGGUGGACAGCAGCAUGAGUAGUGGGUACUGCAGCCUGGAGGAGGAACUGGAGGACUGCUUCUUCACUGCCAAGACCACCUUCUUCAGAAAUGUGCACAGCAAACAUCCUUCGAAGAAUGUCUGUAAACCCGCCGAGGAGACGCAGCGGCCGCCCACACUGCAGGAGAUCAAGCAGAAGAUUGACAGCUACAACACCCGGGAGAAGAACUGCUUGGGGAUGAAGCUGAGUGAAGAUGGUACCUACACGGGUUUCAUCAAAGUGCAUUUGAAGCUCCGGCGGCCGGUGACAGUGCCUGCGGGGAUCCGGCCCCAGUCUAUCUAUGAUGCCAUCAAGGAAGUGAACCUGGCGGCCACCACCGACAAGCGGACAUCCUUCUACCUGCCGCUCGAUGCCAUCAAGCAGCUACACAUCAGCAGCACCACCACGGUCAGCGAGGUCAUCCAGGGGCUGCUCAAGAAGUUCAUGGUUGUGGACAAUCCCCAGAAGUUUGCACUUUUUAAGCGGAUACACAAGGACGGGCAAGUGUUCUUCCAGAAACUCUCUAUUGCUGAUUGCCCUCUCUACCUGCGCUUGCUCGCCGGGCCUGACAAUGACGUCCUCAGCUUCGUGCUCAAGGAGAAUGAAACCGGAGAGGUGGAGUGGGAUGCCUUCUCCAUUCCCGAGCUCCAGAACUUCCUAACAAUCCUGGAAAAGGAGGAGCAAGACAAAAUCCAACAAGUGCAGAAGAAAUAUGACAAGUUUAGGCAGAAACUGGAGGAGGCCUUAAGAGAAUCCCAGGGCAAACCUGGCUAACCGGUCCUGCUUCCUCUUCUGGUGCCCGCGGAUUUAUUUUUAUUAUUAAUUAUUAUUUUGCAACAGACACUUUUUCUCAGGACACCUGUGGCGGGUACAUCUGUGCCCCCCCCCUGCCCCCCGCCGGCAGUUCCAGAUGUGGCACGAAACCUCUGAGGGACACGCGUGCUCGCGGGCCAGGCCCCCGCCUGCCACACGCCACCUCCCCACCUCCGAGGAACAGGACUGGCGGGGGAGGUGGUGGUGGGGGGGUGGUGGAGAGAAGAGCCUCGGACGUCGGCAAUCCGUGAGCCCUUAGUAAGCCAACCAGCUGCCUCUCUCAUCACCAAACUGGAAUGGUUUGCACCAGCCAGCAAAGGAAAGAAGAAAGGUUUUAGAGCUGUCUGUUCUUUCUCUGGCUUUUAUUCUUCUUCAAUUUCUCUCUUAUUUGCCACCCAUAGACCUUUAUUUAUGAGUCAAAAAUUGUAGCAUAUUCCUUGAGCAGGUCGGGGCUAAGCCCCCAAAAGCAGGAUAAUGCUCGUAAGAGGAUUGCCCCCCACUGUCUCAAGGUGCCCGUUGUUCAUGCUCAAGGGAAGGUCCUAAAGCCACUGGCCCCAGAUGCUCAGGUAGGGAGCACCAAAGCUGAGGCGGGCUCAGAGAUUUCCAGAGAAGCCACAGCCUGCCUUGGCCCUCAUCACUCAAGAGUCUGCACACACGUAAACCCAAAGGCAUAUAUUUAUCUGCACGUGUGUGAUGCCUCGUCACUUCUUCAACAAGCGUUUGUUUUUUAAGUUACAACUUUGAGUUUCAUAUUGCCAUCAUCCUCACGUGUUUCCACCAAAGGGAAACCAGCCAUUUACCAUUUUUAAUGUCUCCUGCUGAGUAUGGAAAUCAGGCAGUAAGAGGAAGCCAAAAAGCAUUGCAGAGAAAUGUGUCCAACUUGUCCUCAGCCUUCCCCCGGGCCGGAGAGCAGGGGAGGGCCUGGCCGCCCUGCUUUCCUGCGUGGCCUUCCGCAUGGCCUCCUUCCUCCCACCGGGACUCUGGAGUCUCCAGGUGCUGCCAGAGGAGCUGCCUUGAUUACAGACGGGGAGCCUCCCAACUCAGCUGACUUGGAGUCCCUUGUGUUCCGAAGCCCGGGCCAGCCCGUGGCACUGCGCUCCGCGAGCUUGUGGGCUGGCCUCCGGCUGACCUCAGUGCCUUUUUGUUUUCAGAGAGAGACGGGAGCAGGGCGCACUUGCUUGUCACUUUGCUGCUGGCUUGCUCCUGCCAGGAAGGGGACCGUGGUGGUGUGGGAGGCGAGGCCAGGGGAGCCCUCCCUCCGAGAAUGGGGCGAGAGUCACAGACCUCCUUCCCCUCUAACGUCCUGGGCUUUGACUCCCAAUAAGUGAUGUCAAACCCCAUGGACAAGGUGGAUCAGAUCCCCAGCCUACACCUGUACUGGAUCCUUGUUCGGGUGCAAACUGAAAAAUAAACUCGCCAAGCAACUGAAGCAAGUGGCCAGGCCUCAAAGACACUCCAACGCAGAGGGAGAAGGACUUUUCACAGCCAAAGCAGGGCCGGCUUUCAAGUCCAGCCUCUGAGAGAUCACUUCUUCGCUGUCGUCGGCCUUCCCAGGUCCUUCCUGGGUUGGGUUGAGCCCCAGCUUCUUUGUGUAGCCUCAGAAAUCCCCUCCGCAACCCUUGCUGUGUCCACACCGCCCCUGAUCCCAGAAGGAAUGCUGCCCCCAUGUCACAAAACUGUGUGUAGUCUUCAGAGCUGCAAAAGCAAGACAAGCUAGCAGCUCAAAAAGAUUUUUUAGGCCCCCAGAACCCUGGUUCUCUGCCAUCUCAUGCUCAGCCUUAUUGCUUCUCUCCCUUAAAAAAAAAUCUCUCUCCCUGCUGUGUACUAAAGGGAGCGGGUAGAGAGUCCUUUUCCUUCAUGCUGCAUGUCUUUAACAUUAAUGGAAGGCACAGCUCCUGCUGCAGCCGCUGUGAAUGCUGCUGAGAGCCUCCCUCUGAUGGGGGCGGCUAUUUUAUUUUUGAGAAGGAAAAUAAAGUCAUGUAUGUAUAUACAUAAAGGCAUAUAGCUAUAUAUAAAGAGAUAGGGGUGUUUAUGAAAUAAGAAAAUUAGGGAAAAUUCUGACUUUAUCUAAAGCACAGUUAGACCCAGGACCCAUGCUGAGGUCCGAGCCUUGGCGAACAGUCUGUAUAAAGUAUCCCUUCCCCCGGAGGCGCGUAUGGCGGCUGGUAGUGCCUUCUAUCCUUGUGCUGCCCCAUGUGUACGUGUUUGUUUUGAGGAUAUUUUCUUUUUAAAUGUCUUUCUUAUAUGGGUUUUAAAAAAAGUAAUAAAAGCUUGUUGCAAAAAUGA
Molecule: messenger RNA, 3984 nt
Organism: Zalophus californianus (California sea lion)
Lineage: Eukaryota; Metazoa; Chordata; Mammalia; Carnivora; Otariidae
Gene: RASSF5
Product: Ras association domain family member 5
Exons: 5
Coding region: 862-1659 (265 amino acids)
Biological process (GO): signal transduction
Cellular component (GO): nucleus
Source: RefSeq, a predicted model, not a curated record